AUGAAAUUCAAGGAGCUGCUUUUUACACCCGUAACCAUAUUCCUAGCAUUCACCGUGUCCAGCAUGCUUUUUUUUGGUCCAUAUUUGCAACCUCUGAUAUCUUUUUUCAAGUCCACGCUCGAAAUGUACGAUGACAAAACACUUUGUUUCCACAUCAUGGCGCUCGGCAACUUCAUGACAAUAGUUUCGGUGUUUAUCAUCAGCCGAAUCUCAAGGAUCCUAGAAGUUGAGAAGCUGCAGCGCAGGAUACGCAAAUCAGCACUGAAUUUGGUGCCGCUGCUGUUCCUCACGUUUUCAAACGUGCUAUGUGCUUAUAUAUUUAAGGUUGGUGAGGAGGUGAUGCUCAAGGUGGUGAUAUGUUUGGCAGUUACGCACAUACUUUAUUUCUACUUUGCCAUAAUUUCCUCAUCCAUUCUUACCUUGUAUGUUGAAAGUUUGAUAUUCUGCUUCAACAUGCUUCUUCUGGUUGCCACGUUCCACAAGGAUAUGAGAGGUUCAGUGCUGUACGGCAACAUAUUUUCACGAUUCUUUGAGAAUCUGAUGCUUUAGUAAAGAUGUUUCAUCCA
This is a messenger RNA of Vavraia culicis subsp. floridensis, 566 nucleotides long. RefSeq lists its product as uncharacterized. NCBI's taxonomy places the organism in Eukaryota, Fungi, Microsporidia, Pleistophoridae. The transcript has a single exon. The record is from RefSeq and is a predicted model, not a curated record. The coding region runs from base 1 to 549 and encodes 182 amino acids.